AUGAUGCCACUCACGGAAGCGGGCGCCCCAGCACAAGGAGGGGGCCCUGCAGGGACGGGGUGGGCCAGGGGAAGGCGAUGGCGCCUCCCGCGGCAGAAGUCUUUUCUCCACGGCCUCUGCCGCCCCCUGCGUCCCCACCCAGGCUUCGGAGAGUCUGACUCAGCCGAGCUCGCAUCGCUUCACCUCCUACCACGCACCCGGAGCGCGCGGAGAAAUUACAGGAUUGCAGGGGCACGGCUAAUGCGCUCUAAUUACCCACCGCCGCUCUUCUCCGCGGCGCUCUGCUGCGCUGGGCCAACGCAUCCUAAUUAGGCCGCCCCUCCCCGGUCCCAGAACCCGUCCCCGUCCCCAGUCCUCAGGAGCGCGCGCGUUGGCUUUGCCCGCCGACGCCUCCUGUCGGCUUCCUAAACUGCCCCAGAAGAGAGCCCUGAGACCCCACCUGUGAUGGAGAGAGGGAAGGAGCAGGACUUGGGAGAUCCGAGCCUCCCCCCCCCCCCCCCCCCGUGAGCCAAUAGCCGUGAGUUGUCUGUCCGUAAGAGUGGGGAGGAGGUAGGACCCGUUUCGUUGACAAGGACACUGAGGUCCGUGGAAAGUAACUGCCCAGUUAAGGGCACCACGGCAAGAGUAUCCCCAUUUUGGACUUGAGGCACAGAAAAUUGAAGGCUGUCUCUGGGAAGGCCACCCAGCCAGAACUCCCAGCUCGGCUUAUUUCAGGGCUUACGACCCACCCCACAGGCUUCUUCCUCUGACAGGGAAAUUUCCCAUCGCAGACCUGGAACCCCCCUGGGAGGCCGGAAGGCCCACCAGCUGUGGCCUGUGGGUCAGAAGGGAGCUAGUGAGGAGGGGCUAAAAAGUCUUGCCUCCCAGGAAGGGUGGGAGAGGCCCAGAGACCCAGAAGCCAGGCCCUGUGGCCGGGCAGCAGGAGGAGCAACUUGGCUGUCAGCUUCUUUAUCCAAACCAGGGGCCCUUUCCUCUAUCAGGAAUUCUUUCCUGAUGUCCAGGGGGUUGCAGACGCGUGGCCUUGGGCCAGGUUUAAUCUUUAGUGAGGUUUUGUUUGGCCGGCAAUGAGUAUGUGUUUUUUGGGGUUUUUUUGUUUGUUUGUUUUUAUUGAAUAUGAGAGCUGACAGUGUGAGCUGUCUGAUUGCCCUCCCCAGUGUCAAAGGUCAGUGUGGUUAGACUAGUCCCCAACGGCAUUUGGGUUUGAGACCCCUGAUUGAGACCAGUCCACUUGGCCUUGCCUUUAACCUUUCCUCAGGAGCCAGGAUUUUUGUCUGCACUAAUGCCACCCCCUGGAAGUCUGCACGUUUCUUGGUAAGCCUGCCCAGCUUUCCCACCCCAGAAGUUAUCACCUGAAAGCUACCCAGCCCAGUCCAUGCCUGGCACAAGCUCCCUCUGCUUGGAACUCAGGAGCUCCAUAAACAUCCAAAGAGGGAGGAAAGAGGUGCCUUGAACGGUCCAAGGGCUGCCGUAUGUAGGUUCUCCAGGGCCAGAGGGAGCAGGAGCACCAGCACCAGCAGAAGGUCAGCCUAGGGAGUCAGAUUUCAGAUCAUCAAUAGUAAGAUUUUAGAAGUCAGAUGGUCACAGUGUGGACCAGGCUGCCUCAGAAGACGGUAACCCAAUGAGGAGGACCUAGGAAUUUUGUUCUUGAGGAUUUCAUAUCGUCUGUUCUUAAAAUCCACCAGCAGUCACCAAGUUUGAGGCACUAUGGGAAAAUCGCAAAGACUAAUGUGAGACAUCAGGAAGGCUUCACAGUGCUGUCAUUUGAACUGAGCCUUGAAGGAUGGCUUAUGGACUUGUGACUCACAUAAUAGGCAAUGGUAGAGCAUGAGGACUAUUGCCCACAAGUGAAGGUGGCUGAGAAAUGAGCACAGGCUUUGGAAAGAAAGCAGAGGAGAAUGGGGAGUGACCGGAAAAGUGAACUGGAGCUAGAUCACAGUGGACUUCCCAUGCCAAGCUGAGUACUGGAAUUUUCUGUUGUUGGCAAUGGAAAGCCACUGAAGAUACUGGAGUAGAAAGUAUGCAAAGAUGAGCUCUGUGCCUAACAGGAAGGUUACUGAGGCUGCCUGUGGAGAAGCAAUGGGAGGGAAAAUAUGGUGGCAGAAAACCACUGUCACAACAGUCCAAGUGAAAGAUACACAUGAUGUCAUGGAUAAGGACAGGUCAAGAAGACGGGAUGAAGGAAUGGAGACCACCUUAGAGCCAAGCAACAUUGCAGGGGUUGAUAAUGUUUUUAUUAAAACAAGGAAUAUUAUUUCAGUGUGAGUUUCCCUAGAAGUAGACCCUAAGAAAACUAUUUGGAUAUACUUCAUUUGGAAGGUGAUCUUAAGAAAUAACAGGAGAGAAGUAGGGAAUUCAAGCAGGAAAGUGAAGAUAGAAAAAAAAAAGAUGGGGGGAAUUAUAUCAAGUCAGUUAUCCCUGUGGGCAAUCGAAGGUCAAUCUUGCUGGAGGUCUCUGGGAAGACAUUGGAAAAAUGCACAUCUCUGAGUUUCCUUGAAGAGCAAAGGAGUAGGAGCUAUUUCUCAUCUGGCUCACACCAGCCAUUGUUUGAGGGUUGCUCCCGGGAGCACUUGCCUCUGACCUUUUGGAAAGUCCUACAUGCAGGCGCAGGCUCGGGUAUAAAAGUUUCAGGUGCAGGAUGCCUGGGUGGCUCAGUCAGUUGAUCGUCUGCCUUUGGCUCGGGUCAUGAUUCCAGGGUCCUGGGAUGGAGUCCCACAUCCGUCUCCUUGCUCAGUGAAGAACCUGCUCCUCCCUCUGCCUUCUGCUUCCCCUGUUCAUGCUCUUUCUCCCUCUACCUCUCUCUCUGACAAAUAAAUAAAUAAAUUUAAAAUAAAAUAAAAAUAAAAAAAUAAAAGUUUCUGCUGGUUACAGUUGGAAGCUACCAGGUAGCUAUGUGGAAAAACAAAAACAAUGAGUACCUGGAAGAUGAGGCAAAGCUCUGAUAGUAUCUGCCACACACAUUCUUUGCAUAUAAGACAAGUAAUUUAGCCAAGAUGGCUCCAUAUCCACAAACAAUUCCACAAGUGAACCAGAUAUUUCUGAGAGCGGGCCCUAACAGCUGAAAUACCCAGCUUCUGUGACCCCAGGAAGGCAGAGAAGGAAUCUGGAGUACAAUAAUAUGGUUCUGUCAAUUUUUUCUUUGUAUGUUUUGAUGCCAAGUUAUUAGGUGCAUGCAAAUAUAAAAUUGUAUCUUCCUAGUGAAUUGUAUCAUUGUGAAGUAUCUCUCUUUAUAUCUAGUAAUGCUUUCAAACCUAUUAUUUAAUAUGGCUCUAAUAAAGUUUUGUUUUGUUAGUCUUA
Messenger RNA from Mustela lutreola (European mink), 3294 nucleotides. RefSeq lists its product as uncharacterized. The record is from RefSeq and is a predicted model, not a curated record. Lineage: Eukaryota; Metazoa; Chordata; Mammalia; Carnivora; Mustelidae.